AUGUUCCGCGCUUGUUUGCGUUUUCUAGCUGUGAGUCCCUUCACACUUUUUAUGAUGGAUCAAAAAAACAAUCCCGCACUGAAGGGAUGUGCUAUCUCUAAGAGAGGGAAAUUACUCUCUAAGAUGUAUAAGGAACUCUCGCAAAACCAACGGCGUGAACUUAAUAUGCGUGCCGCCCGCCAUCCGAACCUUGGGAAGCGGUCGAAGACAGAAAUAACUGAUGAAAAGCGCUCGUCGCGUCGCAAGAGCAAAGGAACUUUCGCAACGUUUGUGAAGAAUAACUACGCAUCAGUGCGUGGAUUGAAUUAUCGCAAGCGGUUUGCAGCACUUUCCAAGUUAUAUAACUUAUCCCGGCCUAUACAAAUGGAGGAAGUAAUUAAAAGUAUGCCAAAAGGGCAUUCCCUUGCUGCGUUGCCUGGAGGAAAGGGUUCCGCUAGUGUUAAGGCAAAAGAGAAGGAAGUAGUAAUAGCGAAGGCAGUUCAGGACGCUAGUGAAAUGUUGCGAGCGGCGCAAAAAGAAGGGGGAAAAUCCGAUACAAGUGAAAAGAAACCAACACGGAAGGGACGGGGAGCACCGAAAAAGGAAGAGAAACCAACUCAAAAAGAAAAGAAGGUAACGAAAAAAAAGUGA
Messenger RNA from Trypanosoma brucei brucei TREU927, 630 nucleotides. RefSeq names its product kinetoplast DNA-associated protein, putative. The transcript has a single exon. Lineage: Eukaryota; Euglenozoa; Kinetoplastea; Trypanosomatida; Trypanosomatidae. The record is from RefSeq and is a predicted model, not a curated record. Bases 1 to 630 code for a protein of 209 amino acids.